This is a messenger RNA of Mugil cephalus (flathead mullet), 2631 nucleotides long. It is a transcript of the gene gpr20, whose product is annotated as G protein-coupled receptor 20. Gene Ontology annotation, biological process: positive regulation of Rho protein signal transduction; phospholipase C-activating G protein-coupled receptor signaling pathway. The record is from RefSeq and is a predicted model, not a curated record. Lineage: Eukaryota; Metazoa; Chordata; Actinopteri; Mugiliformes; Mugilidae. Gene Ontology annotation, molecular function: G protein-coupled receptor activity. Gene Ontology annotation, cellular component: membrane. The coding region runs from base 1085 to 2185 and encodes 366 amino acids. The transcript is spliced from 6 exons.
CAUCUAUCUGUAAGUGGUGCACAUGCUGCAGUGUUUACUUCACUUCUGUCUAUUAUCAAAUAUUUUAGGACGAUCAUAAAAGGUUUCAUAUGGUGGAAUGCAAUGAAAAAUAUGCAGCAACCAGCUACUGUGGGGUAAUGAGUCAAUCUGAUGUCUUAUAUAGCCGGUACACAGUAUGUUAUUGAGGUUGUAAUGGUCUCAGCGUCUGACUCAAUGAAUGGAAGUAUUCAAAUCAUGUAACACAAAAACUGAGGCCCACAAUAUCCUGUCCACACAAACAGAUUGGAUCCAGUUUUCCCAAUUCCACAGUGUUUAUUCCAAUUAUAAGAAGAAUUCACCAUCCUUCUUAGAUAAAUAAACAUGCACAGUCCACAGCUCUGAAAUAAUGAGUGAUUCAUGCAGCCGCGCACUACUCUCUCAAUAGAGACUGGGGCUGUUUAUAUGAGAAGAAACCACACAAUAUCCCCCCAUCAUGAUUUCAUAAGAAGCCCACAUAAUGACCAGAAUAAAGUACAUGUAUUGUGUCAACGCUGACUGUGCCAGUACGACUAACAAUCUUAAUUUUCAAUUUUUAAUAACAGCUUGGACUAGAUAUACCCACCAUCCCCUGGAGAUUAUUGCUGUAGCAAUAAACAAAUACAGUAACGUUAUAAACAGCUUGACUAAAUAAAUCAGUUUAAUGUGGCCAUGGCAGUGAGACUGUGCCAACAACAACAGCCACUCUCAGGUCAGAGCAGAGGGGUGAAAGUGUGUGUGUGGCAGAUGCCGAAUGCAAAUAUUGUUAACAACCUCUUUAACCAGAUAAGCGAUAAAGUUUCGAGAGCGCUCAAAAGUGUAACGAUGUAGCCUGGAUCCAGCCCGACUUCCCCUGACCACAACAUGUAAAUUCAUGUAAAUUCUAAAUGACGUGGCUUCCCUGGGCUUGUGUAAAAAAACUGUGACUGUGUGUACUGAAGCAACCAUUUGUUGAACAUUUUAAAUAAAGACAUUGUGUUGUGUCUGACAGAUUCAACACCCCAUCCGCGCCAUCCUCCCAAUCUUUAUCACCGUCAUUAAGGAGGGUCAUCGCUGUCAUUUCAUCAUCAUGAUGAACCUCAACAGUACUGAUUCCUGGCUUUUCAUCAAUACUUCAUUUCCCAUUGCGUCUGUAAUAGCCAGUCCGACGAACAAAAGUGGCAUGGAAGCAUAUCUCCAGAGACUGGCGCAUUUAGACGAGGGACUCUACAAUGACUUCUAUGGCCUCUGGAUUGCACUGAUGGUCAUAAACUCUCUCAUUUUCCUGGUGGGCAUGGUGCUCAACAUAGUUGCACUUUAUGUUUUCUGUUUCCGCACCAAACAAAAGACCACCUCAGUGAUCUACACCAUCAACCUGGCGGUGACUGACCUCUUGGUGAAUCUCUCUCUGCCGACUCGCAUUCUCCUCUACUACAGUGGAGGAGCCUGUCUCACCUGCUCCUACCUGCACAUCUUCAGCUACUUUGUCAACAUGUACUGUAGUAUCUUGUUCCUAACCUGCAUAUGCGUGGACCGUUACCUCGCAAUAGUGCAGGUUGAAGCCUCCCGUCGCUGGAGGAACUCCAGUGUGGCCAAGUGUGUGUGCAUCUCUGUCUGGCUGUUUGCCAUCGUGGUCACCUACUCCUUUCUCUCCUCUGCUUUCCAGCACACAGGCUGCUGCCUCUCAAAGCUCCUUUUCCUUACCAUCACAGAGUUCUUUCUGCCUCUCGUCAUUAUUGUGGUCUUCACGUUGCGCAUUAUGUGGGCCCUGGCCGACCGUCGCCUGAUGCAGCAGAGCAGGGACAGGAGAAAGAGGGCUGUUCACCUUUUGACCACUGUGCUCAUUAUCUUCACCGUCUGCUUCACACCCUUCCAUAUCAGACAGGUGGUGGUAUAUUUCUAUCCUGAAAUGCCUCAUCAUGUGAUAGUGUACCACUUAACCGUCACUCUCAGCAGUUUGAACAGCUGCAUGGAUCCCAUCGUCUACUGCUUUGUUACAAAUAAUUUCCAGGCCACUAUGAGACAUCUUUUCCGACGUGCAGAGCCAGAGCAUACCAGCGGUGACAUCGUCAGUAUGCAGCACAGCUCCAAGGCCUCAGGAGGGAACGCCAACACUAAUAAUGUGAUUAUGAUGACAAAGAUUCCCACUGCAUUGCAGAGAAACAACCUGGGGAAUAACAACACACAGUAAAACUACUUCUUUACAAGGACUGCAUGGAAGUAAAGUUACAGAGACAUCACAGCCACAGAGAUGUUUCUGGACCCUGUAACAUGCUGACCAGUGACAGGAGCAUCUUUGUGUAAUGUCACAUAAAGUGCUAAGAACUGUGACUGCUGCCAUUAAUUUUCAGUAUUGAACACCAAACAGUUCACGAAAUGCAACACAGUUGGCUCUGGGACCUAAACACUUACACUCUGUACUUGAAUAAACUUUAACAUUGACAAGAGACAUGUUGUGUCCGCAAGUAAACUUCCUCAUCAUGCCAAGAAACAUUCUCGUUAUUUUGGACCGGUGUCUUUUCUCCUGUAUAUACAAUAGAUUAAAACGUCUGGGUCUUAAUAGGAAUCGCACAAGAAAAUUAUUCUUUUAAACUUGCCUUCACAUAAGAUUAAACUACGCAAUCCACAACUCAGACA